AUGAAAGUGUUAGGUAUUUUUUGGAACAGAUGCACAGAUAAUUUUGAGUACGUAAUAAAUUUAACUGACCCAGAAGAACAUGUAACAAAACGGAAAGUUUUAUCAGAUGUUGCCAGACUCUAUGAUCCUAUAGGAUGGAUUGCCCCAGUAAUAAUUACUGCUAAGAUUUUCAUCCAGAAAUUAUGGAAAGCAUGCCUUGACUGGGAUGAGAAAUUGCCUGAAAACCUUUUGUCUGAGUGGUUAACCUUUAGAUACGAGUUAGCAAACAUCAAAAAUAUUUCUAUACCACGGUGGCUUGGUUCAAAAAAGGGGUCUAAAUUAGAACUUCACGCAUUCUCAUAUGCAUCAAGUGUAGCCUAUGCAGCUGAAAUUUAUCUCAGAGUGGUAAACGAUAACAAUAAAGUACACGUGAAGCUUAUUACUGCCAAGACUAAGGUUGCACCAAUAGAAAAGGAGGUGACCAUACCCCGCUUGGAACUUUGCGGAGCAACUCUAGCUGCCAAAUUAUUAAACGAGGUUUCGCAAGUAAUGGACAUACCUCAUUACAGCCCUUCACAAGUCCACUGCUGA
Molecule: messenger RNA, 570 nt
Organism: Parnassius mnemosyne (clouded apollo)
Lineage: Eukaryota; Metazoa; Arthropoda; Insecta; Lepidoptera; Papilionidae
Source: the annotation of a GenBank genome assembly